Messenger RNA from Mobula hypostoma (lesser devil ray), 648 nucleotides. Its product is annotated as histone H2B 7-like. The record is from RefSeq and is a predicted model, not a curated record. Gene Ontology annotation, cellular component: nucleosome. Gene Ontology annotation, molecular function: DNA binding; protein heterodimerization activity; structural constituent of chromatin. The coding region runs from base 50 to 415 and encodes 121 amino acids. Lineage: Eukaryota; Metazoa; Chordata; Chondrichthyes; Myliobatiformes; Myliobatidae. The transcript has a single exon.
GAAGUCCAAUCGCUUUUGGUUAUUUCUGGGUCGGUUACUGACUGAAGAAAUGCCUGAUCAGCCCAAAGCUCCCAAGAAAGGCGCCAAGAAAGCCGUGUCCAAAGCCAAGGGCACCAAGAAGCGCAGGAGGUCGAGGAGGGAGACCUACUCCAUCUACGUCUACAAGGUGAUGAAGCAGGUUCACCCCGACACCGGCAUCUCCUCCAAGGCCAUGACCAUCAUGAACUCGUUCGUGAACGAUAUUUUCGAGCGCAUCGCGGGCGAGGCUUCCCGUCUGGCCCAUUACAACAAGCGGUCGACCAUCACCUCUCGGGAGAUCCAGACCGCCGUGCGCCUGCUGCUGCCCGGGGAGCUGGCCAAGCACGCCGUGUCGGAAGGGACAAAGGCGGUCACCAAGUACACCAGCUCCAAGUGAAGCUCCAUAAACCAGUGACUAAACAAACGAAAACAACGGCUCUUUUAAGAGCCACUCACAGUUUCCACGGAAGAGUUAAUGCUUCGUCAUUCGACUGCAACGAGCUUGUCUUCGGAGGUUUUUACUGUCGGAGGUGAUUUUAUUUCUGUGUAUGAAAAGUAAAUUUUCCACUGCUCCGUAGAAUUCCGGUGUCAUAAUCCCAGCUCACGGCCAUUUUGCCCUCUCACUUCCCC